AUGGCGGCAAUGGCGAAUCUCGCUAAUACCAUGGAAGCUAAUAUUGUUGCGACUCUACAAGCUGUGCAGAGAUUGGGCCAACCGGCCGGGAAUGGAAAUAGCAAUGGGAAUGGCGAAGGAAAUGCCAAUGAUAAUGCUGAGGGUAACAGUGAUAACACAGGAGGAGUUUUGAUGACCUUGGCAACGUUCUUCAUGGUUCAUCCGCCAACUUUUCGAGGAUCCACAAAUCCUAUUGAAGUGAACCACUGGUUCCAGGGUAUGGAGCGUGCUUUACAAGCGCAACAUGUUCCCCUCAAUCAGUAUGUAGAGUUUGCCGCUUAUCAACUAGCAGGAGAGGCCCAGCCCUGGUGGCAAGCUGAGUGUCAUUUGCUACAGUUUCAGAAUGCCGACAUUCCAUGGGAGGUGUUCCAAACGGCUUUCUAUAAGAAAUACUUCCAUAAGUCUGCAAGGGAAGCAAAGGAAAUGGAGCUAAUGCAGCUGAAGCAAGGUUCCAUGUCUGUGGAUGAGUACACCAACAAGUUCGAAGAGCUUUGUAGGUUUUCUCGAGUGUGUCAGGGUGACCAGGAGACUUACGAGAGUUGGAGAUGCGUUAAGUACCAAAGGAGUUUGAAGGAUAACAUUAUGACUGUUGUGACUCCUUUGGAGAUCCGUGUCUUCUCUAACUUAGUGAACAAGGCUAGAGUAGUGGAAGAGUAUACCAAGAUCGUGGCGGCAUCUAAGGACACUUAUGGAGGGAGCUCUAUUCGGGGGCGUGGCAAGUACUUUCGUUCGAGAGGACAAAGCUUUAAGAAAGGAGAAUAUGCGCCUCAAGGCCAAGGGGGCUUUAGAAAGAAUAAUCAGAAUCAAUUUCAGUAUGCUAAGGGAAGAGGAAAUCAGAGUAAGAAUUCUCUGGAUUUGACUUGUGUAUGUUGUGGGCGUUUCCAUCCUUAUGACUCAUGCAAAAUUAGUUUAGGUGGUUGUUUCAAUUGUGGGUUGCCUGCGCACAUUGCGAGGGAUUGCACUCGUAGGAAGAACCAGAAUACGGGCCAGAGUCAGCAUCAAGGUCGAGUCUUUGCUGUGAAUGCCAAGGAUGCUUCCAAGGCGGAUCCGUUAAUGAGAGGUAUAUGUCUAAUUGGUGAUAAAUCCUUACUUGCAUUAUAUGAUACUGGAGCUUCGCAUUCGUUUAUUUCAUUUGCUAAAGUUGAGAAAUUGGGCUUGAAAGUGUCAGAAUUACCUUUUGAUCUGCAUGUGCAUACUCCGCAUCAAAUAGUUAUGACUAGGUCAGGUUAUAGACAAGUAGGUUUCAAGCUUGAGGGUAGAGACUUUGUGCACGAUUUAAUCUGUUUACCCAUGGUGGGGCUAAAAAUGAUUUUGGGGUUUGAUUGGCUGUCAAAUAAUCGGGUUUUGUUGGAUUGCUUUGAACGAACUAUUCGGUUUAUGUCGGAAGGAGAGAAUGGAGCAGUGGUAGCUACAAGGUGUUACUUGAACUCUGUAAUGGUGCAUUGUAGUGGGGAGGAGUGUCAGGGUUAUAUUCUGUUGGCUACUAAUGCGUUGGGUGAUGCCCAGAACUUAGAUCAGAUUCUGGUGGUUAGAGAUUUUCCAAAAGUAUUUUCGAAAGAUAUCCCUGAGUUCCCACCUCAAAGGGAAAUUAAAUUUGCAAUUGAAUUGGUGCCGGGAGCCAGACCAGUAUCGAUUGCGCCGUAUAGAAUGGCUCCGAUAGAACUUGCAGAAUUAAAGACUCAGUUGGAAGAGCUUCUUAAUAAGAGGUUCAUUCGACCGAGUGUAUCACCGUGGGGAGCGCCAAUUUUAUUGGUGAAGAAGAAAGAUGGAGGAAUGCAUCUGUGUGUGGAUUACUGA
Molecule: messenger RNA, 1836 nt
Organism: Arachis duranensis
Lineage: Eukaryota; Viridiplantae; Streptophyta; Magnoliopsida; Fabales; Fabaceae
Exons: 1
Coding region: 1-1836 (611 amino acids)
Molecular function (GO): zinc ion binding; nucleic acid binding
Source: RefSeq, a predicted model, not a curated record